AUGGCUGAAAAAUUAUCUGAGCAACAAAUCGCUGAAUUUAAGGAAGCAUUUUCCUUGUUCGAUAAGGAUGGAGAUGGAAAAAUCACGACUAAGGAAUUAGGUACUGUAAUGAGAUCGUUAGGGCAAAACCCAUCAGAAAGUGAAUUGACUGACAUGAUUAAUGAAGUUGACGUCGACAGUGAUGGAUCUAUUGAUUUCCCAGAAUUUUUGACCAUGAUGGCUAGAAAGAUGAAAGAUACCGAUUCAGAGGCUGAAAUUGCAGAAGCUUUUAAAGUUUUCGACAGAAACGGAGAUGGUAAGAUCAGUGCUGCUGAAUUAAGACAUGUUUUGACCUCCAUUGGUGAAAAAUUAUCCGAUGCUGAUGUCGAUCAAAUGAUUAGAGAAGCAGAUGUUAACAACGACGGUGAAAUCGAUAUUCAAGAAUUUACUCAAUUAUUAUCUACUAAAUAG
Molecule: messenger RNA, 450 nt
Organism: Debaryomyces hansenii CBS767
Lineage: Eukaryota; Fungi; Ascomycota; Pichiomycetes; Serinales; Debaryomycetaceae
Gene: CMD1
Product: calmodulin
Exons: 2
Coding region: 1-450 (149 amino acids)
Biological process (GO): spindle pole body organization
Cellular component (GO): central plaque of spindle pole body
Molecular function (GO): enzyme regulator activity; calcium ion binding
Source: RefSeq, a predicted model, not a curated record